UAACAGAUAAAAUAAAUGUGUUUCUCUCGUCAGACCAUGAUGUUCGGGAGCUUGCUGUUUGCCGUGUGUUGUAGUGCAGCACUGGCCCAUUUUAACACCAAUCUAGACCAGCACUGGGAGCUGUGGAAGAAGAAACAUGUCAAGCUUUACUCCUGUGAGGAUGAGGAAGUAGGCAGGAGGGAAUUGUGGGAGAGAAACCUUGAACUGAUCGCCAUCCACAACCUAGAGGCCUCCAUGGGCAUGCAUUCAUAUGACUUAGCCAUAAACCACAUGGCUGACAUGACGACAGAGGAGAUUUUGCAGACAUUAGCCGUCACUCGUGUUCCUCCUGGCUUCAAGAGGCCAACAGCAGAAUAUGUGAGCUCUUCUUUUGCUGUUGUCCCAGAUACACUGGACUGGAGAGAUAAGGGCUAUGUGACUAGUGUGAAAAACCAGGGUGCUUGUGGUUCUUGUUGGGCAUUCAGCUCUGUUGGGGCUCUUGAAGGUCAGCUGAUGAAGACCACAGGAAAGCUGGUGGACCUCAGUCCUCAAAACCUGGUGGACUGUUCUUCUAAAUAUGGCAACCUUGGCUGCAAUGGCGGGUAUAUGUCUCAAGCCUUCCAAUAUGUUAUUGAUAAUGGCGGCAUUGAUUCAGAGUCCUCUUACCCUUAUCAAGGAACGCAAGGAUCGUGUAGAUAUGACCCAUCCCAGCGUGCAGCAAACUGUACUUCUUACAAAUUCGUUAGUCAGGGAGAUGAGCAGGCCCUAAAAGAGGCUUUGGCCAACAUCGGGCCCGUUUCAGUGGCCAUCGACGCCACCCGCCCUCAGUUUAUCUUUUACCGCAGUGGGGUUUACGAUGAUCCAUCCUGCACACAAAAGGUAAACCAUGGAGUGCUUGCUGUGGGAUAUGGUACACUUUCAGGACAGGACUAUUGGCUGGUCAAAAACAGUUGGGGUGCUGGAUUUGGAGAUGGUGGCUACAUCCGUAUAGCCAGAAACAAGAAUAACAUGUGUGGCAUCGCCUCAGAAGCCUGCUAUCCAAUUGUAUAACUGAAAAACUAUUGAAAUAUAUGAAUAUAUGGAAAUAAGAAAUUUACCAUAUUAUAAUCCAGUUUCUUAGCUGUACAUGUAUGUUUUGUUUUUCCAUUUCUAUUGUUUUUAUUCAAAUUGAAUAUUGUAUAAUUAGUUUUAAUUCUUGUCUUUUUUUUGUCUAGUAAAAUAUUAAAGGAAAUAUGGUUCCACUCUGUUCAGUAUGUUUA
This is a messenger RNA of Danio rerio (zebrafish), 1238 nucleotides long. NCBI's taxonomy places the organism in Eukaryota, Metazoa, Chordata, Actinopteri, Cypriniformes, Danionidae. The record is from RefSeq and is a predicted model, not a curated record.